Messenger RNA from Dendronephthya gigantea, 275 nucleotides. RefSeq lists its product as uncharacterized. The transcript has 4 exons. The record is from RefSeq and is a predicted model, not a curated record. Lineage: Eukaryota; Metazoa; Cnidaria; Anthozoa; Malacalcyonacea; Nephtheidae. Bases 27 to 275 code for a protein of 82 amino acids.
UAAAAGUCGAUUGCGUGAUAUUGGAGAUGGUUUACAGAAUGUCGGUAGCAACAAUCAACGUUCUUGUGAAUAUUUUUGUCAUCUGGCUACUCGGAGUAACUCAAGCCUUACCUCAAAGAUGCCACAGGGACCUUGGUAUGGAGGAUGGAAAAAUUAAAGACUCACAAAUCACUUAUUCCAGCGUUAGACAGGGUAUGACUGCUUCUUCUGAACAAGCUCGUCUUCACCACAAUGUUCCACCAUGGGGUGCGUGGUGUCCAGACACAAUUUGUUGA